AUGCUUGUGUUCAACACGUUUUGUGAUAAGUUCAUCUUUAGAACAGCCAACAAACUUUGGACACAUCUUCGGAACAAUGACCAACAUUUAUUCGACUUUACACCUCGAACACCGGUCCCAUUCAAACCACCAGAUGCCAAUAUGUCGCGUGUCCGUUUUGCUGGAAUAUUUAAACAGGUAACAUCGAUUGGACCAUGUUACGAUUACAUACCGGCUCUGUACAAUGUAUAUUUGUCUCUCCAUUAUUAUGUUUGUAAUAACUUUGGCAGGAGUAUUUCGGUGACUUCCGAAAAGUAUGCAACAUUAUUUAUUAGUAAUACAAAAUCUCCAGAACAAAAGACUUAA
Messenger RNA from Adineta ricciae, 345 nucleotides. NCBI's taxonomy places the organism in Eukaryota, Metazoa, Rotifera, Eurotatoria, Adinetida, Adinetidae. The record is from the annotation of a GenBank genome assembly.